AUGGAAUAGGAGAUCUCAGGAUGGAUAGAUGAUGCCGAUUAAUUAGAUAGAAUGAAGUUUUAAAGGUAGAAGGAAGAGAAAAUAGAUAAAGUUCCCUUGCAUUAAAAUCUUCGUAGUUAUAGUUUAUGUUAAAAAAAAGAAGAUUCUGAGAAGUUGCUCACUUCAAAAUCAAAUCUCUUUACUGACAAAGAGAAUUCAUCCCAAUAUGUAAAGUACAAGAUGUAGAAAAAAUAAAAUAGUACAAUAGAAGAGUUGAAAAAAGUGAUGGAGUUCCUAUCAAUAAAUGAACAAUAUAGGUAUGAGACUCAUAGAGCAUUUGAUCCAAAUGAUGACAGGUUCAUCAAGCAGUAAUAGUAGCUUAUUGAAAAAUAAAAGCAAUAAUAAGAACUCAAAAAAAAUAAGUUCAAGCUUCAAUUGGAUAUCAAAGACAAUUAUCAAUCAAUGCCAAAAUCUAAAAGGUUCUUACAGCCAUUAACUGAUGUCUAAUCAACAUAAAAGAUGAACAGUGAAAGAUCACAAUGUAAUUAAAUUCAAUAGAAUGGUAAUCUGGAAUCUAAAAGCCAAACACAAACAAAGUUUAAAUUUCCAAAAUUCAUCAUUUAACAAUAAAGAUAAAAGAGACAACAUUAUAAAACAGAUGAAUUUAUUGGAAAUAAAGACUAAUUGGAACAACAAACUAAACAUUUCAUCUAGAUUAAUAGAAUAUUUAGCAAUAAUAAUUUAACAGAUAGCAAACAAACCAUCUAUACUCCUAAAACUGUUACAUCAACUAAAUACUAGGUUUAAUUAUAACAAACGAUUAGUAAUUUAAAUUAGGCUAGAGAUAAUGCCUAUACAUAUGAUCUAUUGAACAGAAAAACACCUUCAAUACAGGAAAAUAAGGAAAAGCAGAAACAACUUAAAUUGUUAGAAAUAGCUCUAAAAUGUAAGAAUAUUAAAUGA
This is a messenger RNA of Paramecium tetraurelia, 942 nucleotides long. RefSeq lists its product as uncharacterized. The transcript has 2 exons. NCBI's taxonomy places the organism in Eukaryota, Ciliophora, Oligohymenophorea, Peniculida, Parameciidae. The record is from RefSeq and is a predicted model, not a curated record.